Messenger RNA from Nelumbo nucifera (sacred lotus), 1928 nucleotides. RefSeq names its product shaggy-related protein kinase eta-like. Lineage: Eukaryota; Viridiplantae; Streptophyta; Magnoliopsida; Proteales; Nelumbonaceae. Gene Ontology annotation, cellular component: cytoplasm; nucleus. The record is from RefSeq and is a predicted model, not a curated record. Gene Ontology annotation, biological process: brassinosteroid mediated signaling pathway; peptidyl-threonine phosphorylation; cell differentiation. Gene Ontology annotation, molecular function: protein serine/threonine kinase activity; ATP binding.
AACGAAGAGGAAAGAGAGAGAGAAAAGAAGCGAGGGAAGAGAGAGAAGAGAGAGACUAAGCAGAGCUGUACUCCACAUGGCCUCGUUGCCGCUGGGGCCUCAUCCACCACCACCACCACCACCACCACCACCAGAGAAUGAGGCAGUGAAGAUUGCGCCUCGUCGGUCAGAGAUGGGAGAUGAUAAGGAAAUGUCAACUCCUGUCAUUGAGGGGAAUGAUCCAGUCACUGGUCACAUCAUUUCUACCACCAUUGGAGGCAAAAAUGGAGAAGCCAAGCGGACCAUCAGUUACAUGGCAGAACGAGUUGUGGGUACUGGGUCAUUUGGAAUUGUUUUUCAGGCAAAAUGCUUAGAGACUGGAGAAACUGUGGCAAUUAAGAAGGUUCUCCAGGAUAGGCGGUAUAAAAAUCGCGAGCUGCAGUUAAUGCGCUCAAUGGAUCAUCCAAAUGUGAUUUCUCUGAAGCACUGUUUCUUUUCCACCACUAGUAAGAAUGAGCUUUUUCUCAAUUUGGUCAUGGAAUAUGUCCCGGAGACCCUCUACCGGGUUCUGAAGCACUAUAGCAAUGUUGGUCAGAGGAUGCCAUUGAUCUAUGUGAAGCUCUAUACAUACCAAAUAUUUAGGGGGCUGGCAUAUAUUCACACUGUUCCUGGAGUUUGCCACAGGGAUGUAAAGCCUCAGAAUCUUUUGGUUGAUCCUCUUACUCACCAGGUCAAGCUUUGUGACUUUGGAAGCGCAAAGAUUUUGGUCAAGGGUGAAGCAAACAUAUCGUACAUAUGCUCUCGUUACUACAGGGCUCCAGAACUCAUAUUUGAUGCAACUGAAUACACAACAUCCAUUGAUAUCUGGUCAGCUGGCUGUGUUCUUGCUGAGCUGCUUCUUGGCCAGCCAUUAUUUCCUGGAGAAAGUGCAGUUGACCAGCUUGUUGAGAUCAUCAAGGUUCUUGGUACUCCAACACGAGAAGAAAUUCGCUGCAUGAACCCAAACUACACUGAGUUUAGGUUUCCACAGAUAAAAGCUCACCCUUGGCACAAGGUCUUCCACAAACGAAUGCCUCCAGAAGCGAUAGAUCUUGCUUCAAGGCUUCUUCAAUAUUCACCAAGUCUCCGAUGUACUGCGCUAGAAGCAUGCGCACAUUCUUUCUUCGAUGAGCUUCGGGAAGCCAAUGCCCGUCUUCCUAAUGGUCGUCCUUUACCCCCUCUCUUCAACUUCAAACAGGAAUUAUCUGGGGCUUCACCAGAGCUCAUCAAUAAACUGAUACCUGAGCAUGUGAGGAGGCAAUUUGGUAUGAAUUUCAUGCACCUUGCGGGCACGUAAGCCAAAAGAGCCCCUUGGGAUUGAUUUCUGCUGCUUAAUGGAUGUGAAACAGAGGGUUCCCUCUGUAUGGUUAAAUCAUCAUAUAUUCAGGUCAGAAAGGCUGCUGCAUUGUCUAGCUCGGCAAAGAUAAUAUAAUUACAUGGGUGAUGGGAGAGCUCUGCUUCAUUCCUCUCUGUUUAUCUUUUUUUUUUUUUGUCGUAUAUCAAUCUUUUUCUUUUCUGGUUCUUUCUUUGUAUAUUCAUCUGAUUAUUAAGAUAGUUACAGUUAGACUGAUCAGAAAGCUGGAAGUAGAAAUAUGGUGCGAACAGCGAAUCAUGUGUAGCUAGGGAGGGAUGCGGAAGAAAAUGUCAGGAACAGGGUGGGGUUGUUGUAAGGGUUGGUCGAGUAUUCUACAUAUACUUGUGGCGGCUUGUGGUUGUGGACUUCAAAUCGCAAGACAAGGCUAUUGUUCUUUGUUUUUUUUUUUUUUUAAAUCUUUUGUGCUUUCUGUAAUCUGUAUGCAUCUGUUGAUGUUCAUACAGUAGUAGUAGGGCUAUACAGUCCCAUGUCAAUUGUGGUUUUGAUGCUAUUUUGAUUAUGUACAUGUUCUCGAGGCCUUGUUUUCGGAAUGUUA